CCCCGUAGUUCUAAGAGUGGUCAGUUUAGGCUACAGUGCGACCUAAGUGACAGGUAUCAGCCGUUUGUCCGCCAACAAGCGGAUAAAUUAGUGUAAUAAAGACAUUCAUUAAUGUUUGUUUUGUAGCUAUGCGGUAGCUCCGUUUAUAUCGCACACCGAAGGUCAUUUCGUGCACUUAGCUAGCAGGCUAAUGUGCGGUAGCUGGCUAGCUAGUCGGUAAGCUAACGACAGCGUCAAAGGAAGAAAAAGCGGAAAACAAACAAACGCGGUUGUUCAUAGAAAGAAAAUACAUAAAAUAAACUCCAGCAGUGUCACGAUGAAUGUCGCUAAAAGUGGCUAUCGUGUCUUUUCCGCAAACUCCUCCGUAGCAUGCACAGAGUUGGCCAAGAAGAUAACAGAGCGGCUGGGAGUUGAACUGGGGAAGUCUGUGGUCUUUCAGGAGUCUAACAGAGAAACUAGAGUGGAUGUGAAAGAAUCCGUGCGAGGACAAACUAUCUUCAUUAUUCAGACCAUACCACGAGAUGUCAACACAGCCAUCAUGGAGCUGCUGGUCAUGGCCUACGCCCUCAAGACCUCUUGUGCAAAGAACAUUAUUGGAGUCAUUCCUUACUUCCCCUACAGCAAACAGUGCAAGAUGAGGAAGAGGGGAUCGAUAGUGAGCAAGUUGUUAGCUUCAAUGUUAGCUAAAGCAGGAUUAACACACAUCAUCACCAUGGACCUGCAUCAGAAGGAGAUCCAGGGCUUCUUCAGCUUUCCAGUGGACAACUUGCGUGCAUCUCCUUUCUUGAUUCAGUACAUCCAAGAAGAGAUUCCUGAUUACAGAAAUGCCAUCAUUGUGGCAAAGUCCCCGUCAGCAGCUAAGAGGGCUCAGUCCUACGCAGAGCGCCUGCGUUUGGGCCUGGCUGUGAUUCAUGGCGAGGCUCAGUGUUCAGAGUCUGACAUGGCUGAUGGAAGACACUCCCCACCUUGUGUACGCAACACCACUGGACACACAGGGCUGGAGCUUCCUUCAGGCAAACAACAAGCUCCGUUCCCUGGCAUAGAGCUCCCAAUGAUGAUGGCCAAGGAGAAACCUCCCAUUACUGUAGUCGGAGACGUGGGAGGGAGAAUUGCCAUCAUUGUGGAUGACAUUAUAGAUGAUGUCGGAGACUUUGUUGCAGCUGCAGAGAUCCUGAAAGAGAGAGGAGCCUAUAAAAUUUAUAUCAUGGCCACACAUGGCUUACUGUCUGCCGAUGCUCCACGCCUCAUAGAGGAAUCUGCCAUUGAUGAGGUGGUGGUGACCAACACAGUCCCCCAUGAAGUACAGAAACUGCAGUGUCCCAAAAUCAAGACUGUGGACGUCAGCAUGAUAUUGGCUGAGGCCAUCCGCCGCAUCCACAAUGGAGAGUCCAUGGCCUACUUGUUCCGCAACAUCACCGUGGACGACUAGAGAGUGUCAGAGAGUGAGAUCUAGAUGGGUCUGAGAGUGACUGAGGGUAAUUCUUCCCAGCGCUGUAAAAAAAAAAAAAAACAUGCUCAUGUCAUGUUCCAUGUAUUGUGUAUGUCAGGAUUACAUGUAUCCUAAAGAAAUAGAAAUUCUAAGAAUUACCCAGAAUUAUUUAACUUCUCAUCACAAGUUGUUCAAACAUAUUUCUUUUGCAUCUUGUUGAGAAAGGAUGAUAAAAGGGCAAACGAGUGACUUUGAGCUUUAACGCACCCAGUCAUAUUUUAAAGCUCUUGUCUUGCAGCUAUUGUUGAUCUUCCAACUUGAACAAAAGAUGCUUUCUAUUUAAAAAAAAAAACCCAUUUUGUCAUACACUGCGGUACCUCAUAUGUAAUGACUGAGCUUCAACAGCAAAAAGAGAAGAGAAUAAUGUCUGUCCCAGUAACAGGACUUGUGCUUUACCAACCCUUCUUCAGAUGCUCUUACUGGCCCCUUAUGAUUACGGCUGCUCUGCACUGUGAUUUCUUUUCAUUUUACGGGGUGUGUUGUUUCCAACCACACAGACAAGACUGGACAAACUCCUGCCUAUGGUGCCCAAACUAUAUUUUUUAUGCAUUUUUCUUGUCUUUGCACCAUUUGUGGGAACGUUUGGUGAAAGAAGAAGUUUCAGCAGAAAUGAAUAAGUCACCAUUUUAUAUUGUAUGUAUUAGGGUGUCAGUUCAGCUAAAGUAUAACAACAGAUAUUGUCCUACUUACCCUUAGUAGUAUCUAGCCAGUAAGAUAGUUUUGGUUUCAUGCUAUGGGUUUGAGAUUCCUGCUGUAACUCCAUUACAAUGGAGGUGAAUGUAUUUUCAUUUAUGACGCUCGAAGCAUCAAAUAAUAAUUGGUUUAAAAAACUGAAUAGUCUGACACAAAGACUUAAAACCUCAAUGUUCACAGUGAGAUCUGCGGAUUAUCUUUAGUGCUUUGGACAUUAUUUCUGGACAGGCAAGUAUUUAAAAGAUUUGAACACCACAAAUGAAAUAUCAUUCACUUCCAUUGUAUUGUUGCAUGGUUGCAUAUAGCAGUAAGUGAGAAAUUUUUUAUUUAUUGUUUUGUUGUUUGGAUGAACUGCCCCUUUAAUAUAUUCUGUAUCUCUAGCAGUAGACUGAACACACUUAGUCCAAUAUUGUGCUCAAUUUAACUGCCUGAUGGUCACUGUGACCGACACCAUCACAAUGCAUAUAUAUUACAUUUAUAGCUAUUAGGACCACCUUGGUUUUAGCCAAUUAACUACAAGCCAUGAACACCAAACAUUACUGCCGGUGGUUUUUCAAAGCAGAACAAAGAUUUUCUUUGUGUUUUCAGUGAGUUUCUCUUAAGUGGUUGGUUUUCUUUCAUUUCAGUUCGCUAUGAGCUCGACUUGGUUACGUUGCUGAUCACAGUGAACCUCUUUUUUUUAGUCAGUUACAGUAUUGUUAUCUGGCGAUGUGACUGAAAGUGUGCUUAUGUUGUAAUGAGACUAAUCCACACUAAUUCCACAACAGCAGCCAAGCUGUCAAUCUGCUUCUAAGGUUUUCCACAUUUGCUAAUAUCUUGCCCCUGUGAGUUUGAAUUUUGGACAGUAUGGCUCAUGUAUACGGCGCUUUACAGCUACUAACUUUGAUGUCUUGAAACGUUAGUGGGUAUACCAGCACCUGAAUGUACUAGAUAAGUGGACUUGAGCCAUGCUUUAUGCAUUGCUUUACAAUGACAACUUUGAAAACUCAACAUAGUGGGCUACUUGAGUUGUUUUUGUACUGAUGGCUACAUAGAAGAUACUAAAAGAAAAGCAGUAAUGUAAAAAACAAAUGAGCUUUUGGUCUUAGUAAAUUGGCAAAAACAUGAAACCGCACCAGUGUGGUCCUAAUGUUGGUGUAGAAAUUGCUGUGGUGUGUCCUUAAAGAAACAUUUGAAAAUGCGCACCUUGUUUUGCUCUCCGAGUACAUUUCAGAGUGAUGCUCUGUAGGGGGGAGUAGUGUAUUUCUAUGCUGAUUGAGCCUUUUGCUCAGGGAAAUAGACUUAAUAAGCCAAUGCACAAUUAUUUGUUCUUGUGUUGUUUUUUUGUUUUUUUAUGCUUUCUUCCUGUUUCACAUGUUGAAAAAAAGUGUGUUGAGAAUGUCUUCCAUACAGCAGUACUGUACGUCAUUUGCGUUUCACCAUUUUGUUUGUUAUUGAAUGUGUAUUUCUCCCGAUGUGCUAAUGGUUGGGUGUUUGACUGCUAGACGCACACACGGGUGUUGUGUUGGCACAAAGUUGAAAGUUGUCUGUUUCAAAUGCUGUUGCUCCGCCAGCACAGAUAAAAUCUGUUUAGUGUAUUUCAUGAUGUCUUUUCUUCUGUCUCCACUGUUCUCCUGACUUGUCUGUGAUGUUGAGGGCGUAUGGUUUAGUCACUAACACCCUUCUGUCUAGCUGUACGGCAUUUGUCAAUGUGUAUGAAAAUAAAACAGUUGCCUCUU
This is a messenger RNA of Dicentrarchus labrax (European seabass), 3900 nucleotides long. RefSeq names its product phosphoribosyl pyrophosphate synthase-associated protein 1. Bases 317 to 1429 code for a protein of 370 amino acids. Gene Ontology annotation, cellular component: cytoplasm; ribose phosphate diphosphokinase complex. The transcript is spliced from 11 exons. The record is from RefSeq and is a predicted model, not a curated record. NCBI's taxonomy places the organism in Eukaryota, Metazoa, Chordata, Actinopteri, Moronidae. Gene Ontology annotation, molecular function: magnesium ion binding; ribose phosphate diphosphokinase activity. Gene Ontology annotation, biological process: 5-phosphoribose 1-diphosphate biosynthetic process; purine nucleotide biosynthetic process.